Messenger RNA from Cornus florida, 1483 nucleotides. Its product is annotated as probable sugar phosphate/phosphate translocator At3g14410. Lineage: Eukaryota; Viridiplantae; Streptophyta; Magnoliopsida; Cornales; Cornaceae. The record is from RefSeq and is a predicted model, not a curated record. The transcript has 9 exons. The coding region runs from base 336 to 1187 and encodes 283 amino acids. Gene Ontology annotation, cellular component: Golgi apparatus; endosome; trans-Golgi network. Gene Ontology annotation, molecular function: antiporter activity.
GAGGGCUCGAUUCAGCGAUUGAGUUGUAGUGUGUUCCGGCAAUGGCGGAUCGGAUCAGAAAACUCGUCAGAGAAGAUGUCUUAACCUACUCUUACAUUCUCCUCUACAUCGGCCUCUCCAGCGGUCAGAUCUUCUUCAACAAGUUCUAAACAUGGAAGUAGAAGGCGAAGUUUUAUUCCUUAGGUUUGUGCCUUGUGCUUUCAGAGGUCUCACUCUUGACAGCAUCUAUAGCUUUAUUGCCUAAAAAAUAUGGAGCAGAAGUUGUGUAAUCCAAGUGGGUUUUGUCAUCAAAGCAAAUAAACUUCCCAUAUCCUCUUGGAUUGACUUUACUUCACAUGGUCUUCUCUUCUGUGUUGUGUUUUAUACUCACCAAAGUUUUCAAGAUUAUGAAAGUUGAGGAUGGGAUGACUGCAGAAAUAUAUGCUUCAUCAGUUGUUCCAAUUGGUUUAACGUUCGCAAUGACCCUUUGGUUGGGAAACACUGCUUACCUCUAUAUAUCUGUUGCGUUUGCACAAAUGUUGAAAGCGAUAAUGCCUGUAGCUGUUUUUAUUCUUGGAGUAGCAGCUGGACUUGAAUUGAUGAGCUGCAGAAUGCUUCUCAUAAUGUCAGUAAUAAGUAUCGGUGUCCUAGUGGCUUCGUAUGGGGAAAUAAAUAUUAGCUGGAUUGGUGUGGUGUAUCAAAUGGGAGGUGUUGUUGGAGAAGCUUUGAGGCUUAUAUUUAUGGAGAUUCUGCUUAAAAGGAAGGGUCUUAAGCUAAACCCUAUAUCUAUGAUGUACUAUGUUAGUCCAUGCAGUGCUCUUUGCCUGUUCAUUCCGUGGAUUUUUUUGGAGAAACCAAAGAUGGAUGCUGGCGGGAAAUGGAACUUUCAACCUCUUGUUUUAACACUCAACUCGCUCUGUACAUUCGCACUCAAUCUAUCAGUUUUCCUUGUGAUCAGACAUACAAGUGCUCUAACAAUUCGUGUUGCUGGAGUCGUCAAGGAUUGGGUGGUUGUCUUGCUAUCAGCCCUUCUGUUUGCUGAUACAAAGCUGACAGUUAUAAAUCUGUUUGGUUACGCCAUUGCCAUUGCAGGUGUAGCUGCAUAUAAUAAUCACAAGUUGAAAAAGGAAGCUUCUCGAGGCACCUCUGAUGAGUCUCAACAAGCUGAAUCUAUACCUUUAGCUUCAUCCUCAGCUUCUAAUAAGUAGAAAAAUGGAAACCGAUGUCAGGAGUUACUCUUGAGCUGCCUCUACAUUGAUGGAUUUUGUGGCGAUAGGGGCCAAAAACAACAUAUGCGGUUGUAAGUUAUGUGUAGAUUUUAGAAUCUCAUACAUUUGUUUUAGCAUGACAAGGUUGGACAUUUGUUGAAAUCCAUUCGUUGUUGGGAACUUGGGGUACCCCUAAAUUGAGGGUGUUUUUGUAUGUUAAAGCAAUUACUGGAAUCAACUCAUAGUUACAGUUCAAUACACUUUUAUAUACAAGUUGGGAAUUUUUGGCAUUGGAA